This is a messenger RNA of Oryza brachyantha (malo sina), 1550 nucleotides long. RefSeq names its product acyl-[acyl-carrier-protein] desaturase 7, chloroplastic. Gene Ontology annotation, molecular function: stearoyl-[ACP] desaturase activity. Gene Ontology annotation, cellular component: chloroplast stroma. The record is from RefSeq and is a predicted model, not a curated record. Gene Ontology annotation, biological process: fatty acid metabolic process. Lineage: Eukaryota; Viridiplantae; Streptophyta; Magnoliopsida; Poales; Poaceae. The transcript is spliced from 2 exons. Bases 111 to 1361 code for a protein of 416 amino acids.
AUAUAUAGUUAUCAUCCAAAUUCAGCCGGCUCGCCGUCGCCGUCGCCGUCGUCGUUCUUGUCUCUGAUCAGACCAUUCCAGUGGUAGCUAGCGUGCUUGCUAGCUCGACAAUGGCGGCUGCAGCGACGUGCACCUUGGUGGCGGCGAGCAGGUUUGGAUAUCCGAACAGCAACGGCCGUCAGUGGAAGCCACGGCCGGCAACCGCCACUGUCCGAUUCUGGCGGUGCAGGAGGAGCGCGGCGGCGGCGGUGGCGACGGCGGGCGUCGGCGGCGGGGCGCUGACACGGCGGGAGGCGGAGGGCGAGGAGGCGCGGGAGCUGAGGAGGUGCCUGGCGCCGGAGAGGCUGGAGGUGCUGGACCAGAUGGAGCCGUGGGUGGAGGAGCACGUGCUGCCGCUGCUCAAGCCGGUGGAGGCGGCGUGGCAGCCGGCGGACAUGGUGCCCGACGCGGCGGAGCUGGGCGCGGACGGGUUCCACGCGGCGUGCGUCGAGCUCCGGGAGCGGGCGGCCGGCGUGCCGGACGCGCACCUGGUGUGCCUGGUGGGGAACAUGGUGACGGAGGAGGCGCUGCCGACGUACCAGAGCAUGGCGAACCGGUUUCAGGCGGCGCGCGACGUCACCGGCGUCGACGACACCGCGUGGGCUCGCUGGAUCCGCGGCUGGACCGCCGAGGAGAACCGCCACGGCGACCUGCUCAACCGGUACAUGUACCUCUCCGGCCGCCUCGACAUGCGCCAGGUGGAGCGCACCGUGCACCGCCUCAUCAGCUCCGGCAUGCCCAUGCACGCGCCGGCGAGCCCCUACCACGGCUUCAUCUACGUCGCCUUCCAGGAGCGCGCCACCGCCAUCUCCCACGGCAACACGGCCCGCAACGUCCUCGCCCACGGCGACGCCGUGCUCGCCCGCAUCUGCGGCGCCAUCGCCGCCGACGAGAAGCGGCACGAGGCCGCCUACACCCGCGUCGUCGAGAGGCUCCUCGAGGCCGACCCUGACACAACCGUGCGCGCGCUGGCGUACAUGAUGCGCCGCCGGAUCACCAUGCCGGCCGCGCUCAUGGACGACGGCCGCGACGCCGACCUGUUCGCGCACUACGCCGCCGCCGCGCAGCAGGCCGGCACGUACACCGCGUCCGACUACCGUGGAAUCCUCGAGCACCUGAUACGGCGGUGGCGCGUGGAGGAGCUGGAGGCGGGGCUCUCCGGCGAGGGGCGGCGCGCGAGGGACUACGUGUGCGCGCUGCCGCAGAAGAUCCGGAGGAUGGAGGAGAAGGCCCAGGACAGAGCGGCCCAAAUGAGGAAGAGGCCCAAGACAGUUCCGUUUAGCUGGAUCUUUGAUAGGCCUGUGGAUGUCAUCAUGCCCUAAUUAUUACUUUGGUUUGGUGUCUUUUGUGACAAUUGCAUGAUGGGUGUGGAGCUUCUGGAGUAAUCUGGUCAUCCAUGUUGUGUGUGUGUUUUUUUAUAUUUUUUAUAUAGGACCAAAGUUGUGUUCCUUGUAUUUAUCCACCUCAAACUAAAUAAAAAUCGGAAAGGGCAGCUAAAAUGAUGCAAUAUU